This is a messenger RNA of Camelina sativa (false flax), 1582 nucleotides long. RefSeq lists its product as uncharacterized. Gene Ontology annotation, cellular component: mitochondrion; membrane. Gene Ontology annotation, biological process: mitochondrion organization. Lineage: Eukaryota; Viridiplantae; Streptophyta; Magnoliopsida; Brassicales; Brassicaceae. The record is from RefSeq and is a predicted model, not a curated record.
CACAAACAAUUGAAAAAAAAAAAGAUUUAAAGGGUUUUUUUUUCUUCUUCUUCUAUUUCCCCUUCUCCAAGUUCAAGUUCAGAGAGAGUUUGUUACACAGCUCCUUCAAAGAUGAGUCAGCUCGCGCUUGCAAGAUCCGGUGGUUACACCGCCGCCGUCAAAUUCCUCCCUAUGCUUUCCGCUGCUGUUCCCAAGAUACUAUCGUCACUCGCCGCCGCCUCCACUACCACCUCCGUCCGUAACUUCAGCUCUACCGGAAGUCCUCUCACCAAUUACCAAAUCAAGAAGCCGUCACCGUCUCCGUCGAAAUCCUUUGCCUCCAGGUUUCUUCAUCAAUCUUCCGGAGCUGCUCUGCCGCAACAGUUCUCCGGCGUUCGCAACUUCUCCUCACCCAGCAGUUCUUACGACAGCUACCACAUUAAUCCGCCGUCUAACUGGGGGAUCAGAAUAGUGCCGGAGAGGAAAGCUUGUGUGAUUGAGAGGUUUGGUAAAUACGUCAAGACUUUGCAGUCGGGGAUUCACUUCCUCGUUCCGCUUGUGGAUCGUAUUGCUUAUGUUCAUUCUCUAAAGGAGGAAGCCAUUCCUAUUGGUAAUCAGACUGCGAUUACAAAGGAUAACGUUAGCAUUCACAUCGAUGGUGUUCUAUACGUUAAGAUUGUGGAUCCUAAGUUGGCCUCUUAUGGUGUUGAGAAUCCAAUCUAUGCUGUUGUCCAGUUGGCUCAGACUACAAUGCGUAGUGAGCUUGGGAAAAUUACUCUUGACAAGACUUUUGAGGAACGAGACACUUUAAAUGAAAAAAUUGUGGAAGCCAUCAAUGUUGCUGCACAAGAUUGGGGUCUUCAGUGCCUUCGUUAUGAGAUCAGGGAUAUCAUGCCUCCUAAUGGAGUGAGAGUUGCUAUGGAAAUGCAAGCUGAAGCUGAACGUAGAAAGAGAGCCCAGAUUCUUGAGUCUGAAGGAGAACGGCAAGCCCAUAUUAAUAGAGCUGAUGGUAAGAAAAGUUCUGUAAUCUUGGAAUCAGAAGCUGCAAGGAUGGAUCAAGUCAAUCGAGCACAGGGUGAAGCCGAAGCAAUAUUAGCUAGAGCACAAGCAACAGCUGAUGGACUGGCCAUGGUGUCUCAAUCCCUCAAGGCAACUGGUGGAAUGGAGGCUGCGAGUUUGAGAACUGCGGAGCAAUACAUUAAUGCUUUUGGCAACAUUGCUAAAAAGGGUAACACAUUGCUGCUUCCGAGUGCUGUUGACAACCCUGGUAGCAUGAUCGCUCAAGCUUUAACAAUGUACAAAUCCCUUGUCAAGAAUGGUCCCAACAGUGGUUUCACGGAUAAUGCAGCAGCAGAAUCCUCUACCGACUUGGUCGAUGGCAAACUUGAAUAGAAGCUAUGGUAGCUGAACCUAGUGAACAAAUUCUUUUGAAAUGUGAAGGCUUAUAGCCAUUAUCAGUUUUUUUUUUUUUCUUUUCAUAUAUGAAACAGUUAUCUUACCUUAUAACCAACCAUUUUGCAAACUAGAAAACAGAUCUAAACUCAAUUGUCUAAAAGAGGUUUUCCACCAGAUUUUGGUCCUAGUGUUUGCUUCUUUAUUUCAA